AGGCGGGUCGGGCGGGCGCGGCGACUCCGGUGUGGCAGCUCCGAGCGCCGAAGCGACCCGAGUGUCUCCGCCGCCGCCGCCGCUGCUGCUGCUGCUGCUGCUUCCCGCGCCCACUCGCGGGACCCUGACGGCGGGGGGGGGCGUUAGCGGCCCCGCCCCUGCGAGUGUAGACCAUGAGCUUCCUCUUCAGCAGCCGCUCUUCUAAAACAUUCAAACCAAAGAAGAAUAUCCCUGAAGGAUCUCAUCAGUAUGAACUCUUGAAACAUGCAGAAGCAACUCUAGGAAGCGGGAAUCUGAGACAGGCUGUUAUGUUGCCGGAGGGAGAGGACCUCAAUGAAUGGAUCGCCGUUAACACUGUGGAUUUCUUCAACCAAAUCAACAUGCUAUAUGGAACCAUUACAGAAUUCUGCACUGAAGCGAGCUGCCCAGUCAUGUCUGCGGGGCCACGGUAUGAAUAUCACUGGGCAGAUGGUACUAAUAUUAAAAAGCCAAUCAAGUGUUCUGCACCAAAAUACAUUGACUAUUUGAUGACUUGGGUUCAGGAUCAACUUGAUGAUGAAACUCUUUUUCCUUCUAAGAUUGGUGUCCCGUUUCCCAAAAACUUCAUGUCUGUGGCAAAGACCAUCCUAAAGCGUCUCUUUAGGGUUUAUGCUCAUAUUUAUCACCAGCACUUUGACUCUGUGAUGCAGCUGCAGGAGGAGGCCCACCUCAACACCUCCUUUAAGCACUUUAUCUUUUUUGUUCAGGAAUUUAAUCUCAUUGAUAGGCGUGAAUUGGCACCGCUUCAGGAGUUAAUCGAGAAGCUUGGAUCUAAAGACAGAUAAAUGUUUCUUCCAGAACUCAGUUAUCUUCUUGCUUCACUCACUGCUAGAACUAUCUCAUUGCAAUCUGUUAUAGACUAGUGAUACAAACUUUACAGAAAGAUAAAGAGACACUUAAUGUCUAUGGCUGCCUAUAAAGUUGUCUCAAAGGUAGGUAAGCCUAAUGCCUUCAGAGAGAGAAAUUGAGGACACAGCCAAGAGUAUGAGGUACUGUGUGACCACACCUGUUACUGACACAGUCGUGCCUGGUUGUGAAAUAUAAUAACUGAUCUAUACUUUAUUAGUUUACUUAUUUCUUUAUUGAGAAAGACGAUAAAGUCUGUUUUAGGUGAAUAUUAAGAAUUUCCACCAAUAAUUUAUUAGUAAGUUUCCAGAGCAUUUUUCCUGAUAACACAGAUUGUUUUACUCUUGUUUUUAUUUUACAAAUAAGAUAGGUAUUUUUAAGUUUCGUUAAGGUAAAGAACAUUUAUGUUACUUUGGAUGAUCUUUUAGUUUAAAAUUUGUAUGUUAUGGUUUUAUAGUUAAGAAAAUAUAUGUAUAUUUUUUCAAAAUCCCUGAUUGCUGUUUAAAUCAUCUUAUGAAUACACAGUAUGGGAGUAACUGAAGUUAUUUCUAAAAUGACUUACCCACAUAAACCUGUCUAAAUUUUUAGGUGUGUGUGUGUGUAUGUAAAAUAAUUUUUAAGUCAUGUGAAAAUGAUCAUGUGAGAAUUUUAUUUUGAAAUGGUUUCAUUCAGAUUAAUUUUAUGUGUAGCCUUUGGCUGGAAAAAAAUGAAAAGAAAACUUUUUCCCAAUUAUGAUAGAUUUAGGUCUCAAAACCAUUGUUUUCUUGCACAGUGGUUUUUAGCCAGCUUGAAAUUUUAUGUAAGAGAAUAUAAAAAGAUACUCAAAAGUACUCAGUUUUAUUCUGUUUUUAUGGUGACUUGAGAAUUAAGAGUAGCUUAGAAAUGCAUGAAUAAUGCAUAAGACUGGAGACCCACAAUAAUAAAAAAAAAAAACCCUUGAAGGGUGUACACUUAUGUAACAGCUAAAAGUUUUGGUGUGCUACCUGUUUAUGAGUGUGUUUACCUGUGUUUACAUGAGACAAAAUGGGAAGAAUAAACUUCUGAAAGCCUCGUUUUUAUUAAUCAGAUGACAGAUUGAGUUUCCAUUUGGGCUUUUUCCCUGGUUUUAGAUUGUUUUCAUACCAAAACUUGAAUUUAUUCUGUUUCUUUUGGGAUUAAAAAAAAAAAAAUGAUCUCCACUGUUAGUGAAGAACAGAACUUAGGACUGGAGUGGUAGUACAAUGGAUAGGGCAAUUUUCCUUGCACACAACCAGCCCAGAUUGGAUUCGAUCUCCAGCACCCCAUAUGGUUCCACAAGUACCAUCAGAAAUAAUUCCUGAGCACAGAGCCAUGAGUAAGCCACAUAAGCAUUACUGAGUGUGGCCCCAAAAUAGGGGGGGGGAGAUAAAACAAAAAAAUUGAUCUGAUUUUUACUUUCUAAGAUUUAGUAAAUUCUAGCUCUAGUUAAAAUGUAUUAAGGCAUAAGUAUACUGAAGACUUGCUCUACUGACAAAGCUUUCAGCACAGCAGCGUUCUCUUUUUUAGAGCUGUGAUUGUGCAGUGUCUACCAACUUCCUGGUGACUUUGAUGAAUAACUUUGAUAGCUUGUGGGGGGUGUUUUGGGUUUGUUUGGUUUGUUUUCAUUUUGUGAUGCUGGGAGUUGAAACCAAGGCCCACACAUACAAGCUUAGCACUCUACCACUGACCUCCAAUCCCAGUGAGAGAAAGGGUUGUCAGGUUUCAAAGUUUUUUUGAUGGUUGUUAUUUUUUUUCUGUUAGAAUAUCAUGAAAAUAAAAACUUCAUUUUUAAACUCAAUUUCAUAAAUUGUUAAAUAUGUAAACCAAACUUUAAAGAAAGUAAAUAUCUAAUUUACACUGAAACCAUGCAUCAUUCUUUAAGUAAUAAAGAGUGGGAUCACUAUGAAAAAGAAAAGCCUCUGAAAUAUUGCACAGUCUAUCUUGAAGCAUAUUAAACAGUUCCCUGUACAGCAUUUGCUUGUUUAUGUUGAUAAUUUGCAAACAAGGAAGCAGACGCCAUGUGCCACCUAAAAUGUUAACUGCUUCUCAAGUGUAUUUUUUUGCAUUUUAAUGUUUUAAUUUUUUUUGGGGGGGGGGUUAUAUCCUGCAGUGCUCAGGGGCUACUCCUGGCGGUGUUCUGGGGAUCAUAAGGGGUAGCUGAGAUCAAAACCAGGUCAGGCGUGUGCAAGGCAGACACCCUACUCCUAUACUAUCUCUAGAAAAAGCGUCUCAGUUUUAAACCUUGUUGACUUAACAAAAAAUUUUUUUUUUAUGCAAGAAGUGAGAUUCUAUUUCUGAGCUAGGUUUUACUCACAUUUCUAACACUUUCUUGUUAGAAAUUCUCCUUUUCAUGACACAACCUCAAAACAAACCAAAGAUGGCUCGAACAGUAAUAAAGGCUUUAUCUUUGUGGGACAUCAGUUAAAGAACUUUGUUGGUAAUUUGAGAUUGACUUCUUUCAUACUGAAAAACAGAACAUUGAAAACAUUACCAGGUUCCUAAGCCAGUGUGAUGCAGCUAACAAAGGCAUCUAAACAUGAGUGUUAACAUUAUUUGUUUACAUCCAGACCAAGAGUCAGGGCAGGAGGAGAAUUGGAGGAAAGGGAGAGGAUAGCGCCUUCCUGGCUUGCUGGGAAGGUCGGCCUUGAUAAGAAUUGGAAAAAAUCAGUCCAGCUCUGACUCCUCUCACUUUGGUUUUAUCUCCCUGUGCCCAGGAUCUUGUGUUGCACAGCAUUCACCCCUGCCCGCUCCUAAUCAGAAGCCAUUCCCUCCCGGUGUGUCUCUGUGUUCCUCACAACUGAUUACAGUCAUGGGCAGGACAUUUGUGCUCAAUUAUGCAAUUCAUCAUCCUCUGGUGCUUUAAUUUUCAGGCAUUUAAUAAAAAACUGUGGACAAUGAUGUGCAGAGUUUUGUUUAAAUAUUAAAACUUUCUUGUAUUGCAGAUUUUAUAUUGACAGCUAAUUGUAUUCUUUAUUCUUCAGAUUAUGAAUAAAGCUAUGUCACAAGGCUGUCAGCUAAUAAAAGUAUUUCUUUCGUCUUAGACUUUCAGAACCUAAAGCUUAUAUAGCUGUCUGCUUGGGGCGGGGUGGGGGGAACCUGGAAAUCUUAUAUUCCUGGGACUAGAUGACAAAGCGAAAGUCUUUGUUGUAAUGUAGAGGCUAGAGAAACAGUCCUAGCCUGGAAAAAAAAAAGUGGGGGUUUGCAGCCAUUGUUGGAUUUUUCGGGUUAGAUGGUAGACUUCUUUUUCUGAGCAGUGAGAUUGUACGAGAAGAGGAGUUUGUAAGUGGAACAUCGUUGCCUCAAAAGUUAAACAAAUCCAGUCCAAAGAGUUUGAAUUAUAGAGAUUUGUUUCUAAGCAGCCAGUCAUGGUGCUAAAAGUUCCCCGCAUGGUUAUAGGGGCUGUCUCCAGGAGAGGAGACUCAACUGCAAAAUGCAGGCUGGGAUGCCAGCCAUGAGCAUCUCCAACAGCGACUUGAGUUCCUCCUGUGAGCAGUCCAGUGAAUGGAUUUUGGGUUUUACUAAUACAGAAUUUAGACAAAAUGAAAAGUUGUCCCCUUAAUUUUCCUUCUUUGUAUUAGAUUUUGAUAUUCCUGACUGUAUAAAAGACUUUGGGGGGGCGGGAAUUCAUGUUGUAGCGAUGAUUUUUUUUAAUUGAAGUAAUUGCAUUGAAAUUUACUUGUUUUCUGUUCUUUAUCAGAGUGUAUCCUAAACAAGUAUUUUGUAAGUCCAAAUGGAUUGCAUAUGCUGUAGAUUUAUUAUAGGACAACAUUCAGUGUUUGGUCUACAUUGAAAAUAGUUUGUAUAAGUUAGUCUUAGUUACCAUUAUCUUAAAAUGUUCUUUACAUUAAAAUUCAUGCUGUAUUUUUAAGCCUUUUCGGGACUUUUAUCUAUUUUUCUAAGUCAGUUAACUGUUCUUUAAAAAACGUAUUUUGUAUCUACUUUUGUAACGUCAUCAGAAUAAAAUAUAUUGGAAAAAAAAAAU
Sorex fumeus (smoky shrew) is the source of this 4864-nucleotide messenger RNA. RefSeq names its product MOB kinase activator 1A (gene MOB1A). The record is from RefSeq and is a predicted model, not a curated record. Lineage: Eukaryota; Metazoa; Chordata; Mammalia; Eulipotyphla; Soricidae. The transcript has 6 exons. Bases 174 to 824 code for a protein of 216 amino acids. Gene Ontology annotation, biological process: hippo signaling; positive regulation of protein phosphorylation. Gene Ontology annotation, molecular function: protein kinase activator activity. Gene Ontology annotation, cellular component: nucleus; cytoplasm.